GCACUCUAUGUGAAAAUGACGCCUUGUCAGGAUAAACAAGCUGCAGCAGCCAACGAUUAUGAUAAUGCCAAAGAGUACAAUUGUCAUCGGCGUCUGCUGCUCAACAUAGCCAAGGCUGUUAAACAAUUCAUUGAUCUCUGCAACAAUUUGGGCGCUAACUGCAGCACAGCAGCCUUCACAGCAUCCCCCUCCAACGGCGCCAACGCCAAUAAUUUUAAUACCAAUUCACAACAACAACAACAACAACAACAGCAGCAGCAGCAGCAGCAGCAGCAACAUCAUCAACAACAACAAAUAGAGCCGCAAUCAUUGUCAGUAGCGUCAGUUUCAUCAUCAGCAUUGCCUCCCAUACGACGUCAUAUCUCACAUACGACAGCUGUUAAGUUUUUAUAUGCUCGCAAGUUUGAUAUAGACCGCGCCGUCUCGCUCUUUGAGCAGCAUGAGCAGAUACGCCAAAGGGAGUUUCUCUACGACAUCAAUCCGGAUGUGGAGCCACUGCGCUCCGAGCUGCAAACGGGCAAAUUUACCAUAUUGCCUGCUCGCACUUCGAGUGGCGCAGCUAUUGCCGUCUUUACGGCCAAUCGACACAGUCCCUUGUGCGCCUCACAUACAACAACGCUGCAAGGAAUUGUUUACCAACUCGACUGCGCACUGCAGGACAAUGAGACACAGCGUGCGGGCCUUGUGUUCAUCUACGAUAUGAGCGGCUCCAAAUAUUCCAAUUUCGAUUACGAUCUGUCGCAAAAGAUUCUCACAUUGCUCAAGGGCGGCUAUCCGGCGCGAUUGAAGAAGGUGCUGAUUGUGACGGCGCCGUUGUGGUUCAAGGCGCCCUUUAAGAUCCUGCGCCUGUUUGUGCGCGAGAAGCUGCGCGAGCGAGUGUUCACUGUAUCGGUGCCGCAGUUGUCGUUGCACGUGCCGCGCAAGGCGCUCCCAUUGCAUUUGGGCGGCACGCUGUUAGUCGAUCACGCCACAUGGUUGCUGCAUUGCCGCCGCUCGAUGACGAACCGUGAAGACGAACUGCUUGCCAACAUUGUGGGCAGCGUGGCAGCCCCACAGCAGCCCCAGCUGCUCACCAACGGCACCAACACCACCAGCGCCACCACCAUCAUCAGUGCCGUGCAUCAGCUGGCGGACAGCAACACAACUGUCGUCACCGUCAGCGGCAGUGGCGAGCAGCAGCCCACACCAGCAACAGUUGCUGGCACCUCUAACAACUCGGCCACGCAGCAGCAGCAGCAGCAGCAACAGCAGCAGCAGCCGGCGGAGCCCAAUGAGAACAUCACAAUUAAUGGCUUGAGUCCCAGUCAUCGCGCUACUGUUGCCGCCGCCGCCGCCGCCGCCGCCGGCACUCAACUCAAACUCAAUACAAGCGACAGUCAAGUGGCUGCUGCCUCAGCAGCAAGCGGCGCAGCAACGGCAACGGCAACAGCAACACAAACAGUCAAUGGCAGCGGCGUUGCACGCACGGCCAGCGGCAAUCCCGCCGAGUUCUGGUCCGAGAAUCCGCCCAGCAGCGCCUCAUCCGGCUUUAGCGACGACGAUAGUCUAGCUGGCCAGGAAGGCGAUCCCAAGACAAUCGAAAUGAUUGUGCAAAUGGUCAAGGAUCUGGGACACCAAGGUCUGAUCAAGGAGUAUGCGGACAUCAGGAAUCGUGCGCCCGAGGGCACAUUUCUGCAUGCGCGCAUGCGCAACAACUUGACCAAAAAUCGUUAUACAGAUGUCCUAUGCUAUGAUCACAGUCGUGUGGUGCUGGCACGCGACGAGGAUGAGGACGAGCUCUCCGAUUACAUAAAUGCGAAUUUUGUCGAUGGCUACAAACAGAAGAAUGCAUAUAUUUCAACUCAAGGUCCAUUACCAAAGACAUCCCAGGACUUUUGGCGCAUGAUCUGGGAGCAACAUUGUUUAGUUAUAGUGAUGACGACGCGCGUCAUGGAGCGCGGGCGUGUUAAGUGCGGCCAAUAUUGGGAGACGACUGAAGAGACAACCUUAGAGUUUGGAAAUUACCAAGUGCGAACAAUUAGCGUUGAGUGCAAUGAGGACUAUACGGUUGCAUCGCUAGAAUUAAAGAAUCUAAAGACUGACGAAAUUCGCAAUGUGUCACAUUGGCAGUUCACCAGCUGGCCGGACUAUGGUGUGCCCAGCACUGCCAUGGCCAUGUUAAACUUUCUGCAAAAGGUGCGGGACAAGCAGGCACAGCUGGUGCGCGCUCUGGGCGACACCUGGGCCGGACAUCCGCGCGGUCCGCCCAUUGUGGUGCACUGCAGCGCUGGCAUUGGACGCACAGGCACAUUUAUAACGCUGGACAUUUGCAUAUCGCGGCUGGAGGAUGUGGGCACGGCAGAUAUACGCGGCACCGUUGAGAAGAUUCGCUCCCAGCGCGCCUAUUCCAUACAAAUGCCGGAUCAGUACGUCUUUUGCCACUUGGCGCUCAUCGAGUACGCCUACUCACGUGGCAUGCUCCAGACCGUCGACUUGGCUGGCUUCGAUGAGCGGGAACAGGAAUCCGAUUAAGCAACAAAUCUAACCACAACAACAACAACAACAACACAUCUUGUAUACAGUUUAUAUAUAUUCGAAAGUAAUGCUAUUU
Molecule: messenger RNA, 2590 nt
Organism: Drosophila busckii
Lineage: Eukaryota; Metazoa; Arthropoda; Insecta; Diptera; Drosophilidae
Gene: Ptpmeg2
Product: tyrosine-protein phosphatase non-receptor type 9
Exons: 8
Coding region: 16-2511 (831 amino acids)
Biological process (GO): protein dephosphorylation
Molecular function (GO): protein tyrosine phosphatase activity
Source: RefSeq, a predicted model, not a curated record